Salvia miltiorrhiza (redroot sage) is the source of this 1757-nucleotide messenger RNA. RefSeq names its product zinc transporter 4, chloroplastic. The transcript is spliced from 4 exons. NCBI's taxonomy places the organism in Eukaryota, Viridiplantae, Streptophyta, Magnoliopsida, Lamiales, Lamiaceae. Gene Ontology annotation, biological process: zinc ion transmembrane transport. Gene Ontology annotation, molecular function: zinc ion transmembrane transporter activity. The record is from RefSeq and is a predicted model, not a curated record. The coding region runs from base 425 to 1681 and encodes 418 amino acids. Gene Ontology annotation, cellular component: plasma membrane.
AUGUACAACAAAAACUUUCAAAUGUAAGUAAAUAAAAUCAGAAAAAAUAUAUAUAUAAAAAGAAAAUUACAUAAUGGUGUCGACACCAUCGCUCUGAUUCUCUGAAUCUCUACUCAACAUCCCCUGUUUCAUCCCUCUCCUCUGCCUUCUCUCUCUAAAAAUGUCAACAUUCCCUCUCUCUCUCUCUACAUCCUCGCAUCUCGACGUCAUCUCUAUAAAUACCUUUAUUCCUCCGCUUUUCAACGGACACCAUCGCCGCAUUCCGUGCGCCUGCGACUCGCCAGGACUCUGGUUUGAAUCAAUGCGUUAAAAACCUAAUUGAGCGCGAAUCUUUUUAGGUUUGAGGGUUUUCUGCGGAAUUUAAUUGGUGAGCUCCAAAUUCGAGGGGAAUUGUGUGAAAAAGAGGUUUUUUCACCAGCUGCACAUGUCGUUUCUUGAGGAUUUGUUGCCGGUUGUGUGGGGAGGGGAAUUUGGGGAGAGGAUUCGAGUUUAUUCUGGCUCAUUUGUGCAGAAAAUAUCCCAUUCCAUGUCGAACACUGAGUGUGAUGCCCAUCUUGAAGAAGAUGAAGGAUGCCUAGACUACUCGUAUGCUCUCAUCCUUAAGCUCGUUGCAAUCGCUGCAAUCCUCGUUAUGGGAGUUGGUGGUGUGGCCAUUCCGUUAGUUGGAAAGAAGCGCCGGUUUUUGCGCACCGAUUCCAACUUGUUCGUUGCUGCCAAAGCCUUUGCUGCCGGCGUCAUCCUCGCCACGGGAUUCGUCCACAUGUUGCCGGAUGCCACCAGGGCCUUAACCAACGCUUGCCUACCCAAAUACCCGUGGUUGAAGUUCCCCUUCUCGGGAUUCAUUGCAAUGAUGGCUGCAUUGGGGACAUUGCUAGCCGAUUUCGUCGGGACGCAGUACUACGAGAGGAAGCAGAGGAAACAGGAGGAAGAGAGCCAAAUCGCCAAGGCUGAUUCGUCGGAGACCGGAUCCGAAUCAGGGAUAGUUCCGGUCGAGACGAGGGGGGGUGCCACGAAGGUGUUUGGAGCAGAGGAAGGAGGUGCCAUGCACAUUGUUGGGAUGCACGCGCAUGCGGCACAUCACAGACACAGCCAUUCUCAAGAGCAAGGGUCGUGCCAAGGGCAUCGAGCCGAGGAUCAACACGGUCACUCGCACUCGCAUUCGCUCGGCUUCCAGGGCGGGGACGACGACGAGGAUAAUACCGCUCGCCACAUUGUUGUUUCACAGGUUCUUGAACUCGGCAUAGUUUCCCACUCGGUGAUCAUAGGGCUAGCGCUCGGAGUUUCACAGAGUCCGUGCAAGAUUAGGCCGUUGAUGGGAGCGCUAUCGUUCCACCAGUUCUUCGAAGGCUUUGCUCUCGGAGGCUGCAUCUCUCAGGCGAGGCUGAGGAGCCUCCAGUCGACCCUCAUGGCGUGCUUUUUCGCCAUAACCACCCCAAUCGGGAUAGGCAUUGGGAUCGGCAUAUCUUCCUUCUACAAUGCUAGUAGCCCGAGAUCUCUGGUGGUCGAGGGCAUCCUCGACUCCAUCUCCGCCGGGAUCCUCGUGUACAUGGCGCUCGUCGAUCUCAUCGCCGCCGAUUUCUUGAGCAAGCGGAUGAGCUGCAACGCUAGGCUGCAGUUUGUUUCCUACUUCCUCUUGUUCUUGGGGGCUUCCUUGAUGUCUUUGUUAGCACUAUGGGCUUAGUUGAUCACAAUUCACAACAAUCUUUGCAACAAAAAUUCGAUAUGAUUUACAUCUUCCUUAUUCUUUUGCUUGUUAA